AAAUGCUGAAAGGGGCGAACAAGCGGUCUCUGAAGGUUGUCAGCAAUGCUCGAAUCGGGAUACCUACAAGCCUCAACAAAGAAGGCGAAGCAAUGAUUGAUUUUUCUGGGCUGUUUAAGCAUCUUCAUAAAACGAAAUUUGUCCACCCCUCACAUUGGCUUCCAGGAGCAGCAACGGGAGCAAACGUUACUAAACCAAGCUCCAGUGUUUUGAAACCUGCUGUUACACUUGGCAUCUCAAAAUACUCGGUUCGAUAUGCUCAUAAUGACAUGACAGCACCUGACUUCUCAGCAUACAGAACAACUUCUUCACAGGAUCCCCACUCAACUGAUAGGGGAGAAGGAAGGCGCACUGCGCAAGCUGCUGUGUCUGGAGCUUAUUUGAUGGGACUCGCAAUGAUUGCCAAGAGUAUUGUGCAUCCAAUCGUUCAACAGUGGUCUCCGGCAGCAGACGUUUUGGCACUCGCCCAAAUUGAAAUUAAUAAAGAAGAUGUCGCACCUGGUACGAAUAAAACUUUCAAAUGGCGAGGAAAACCACUGUUUGUGCGGCGAAGAACUGAACAGGAGAUUCAGGCCGCUCAGUCUGUUGAGAUGGGGCAGCUGAAGGACCCAGAAGCUGAUGCAGACCGUGUCAAGGAUCCUGAAUGGUUGGUGGUGCUUGGAGUGUGUACUCACCUGGGUUGUGUCCCGAUAGCAGGUCAGGGCUCUUACGGAGGAUACUACUGUCCCUGUCACGGAUCUCAUUACGACACCUCCGGUCGCAUCAGACAAGGUCCAGCUCCGCUUAACCUCGAAGUACCGGAGCACUCUCACGAGGGUGACAAAUUGAUUGUUGGGUGAAUAAAAUGAAAACACUGGCACGCCCGAAGAUUUAAUCAAUGUACACCGACUAACGAGCAUUGGAUUAAAUUGUAUUUUACUGAAACUACUGACAAAUUACCAUGCCAUCUUGAAGAAUAGUGUGGAUGACUGUAUAAUUUAGAGUUCAACAAUUA
Messenger RNA from Symsagittifera roscoffensis, 994 nucleotides. RefSeq lists its product as uncharacterized. Gene Ontology annotation, cellular component: membrane. NCBI's taxonomy places the organism in Eukaryota, Metazoa, Xenacoelomorpha, Acoela, Convolutidae. Gene Ontology annotation, molecular function: 2 iron, 2 sulfur cluster binding; quinol-cytochrome-c reductase activity. The record is from RefSeq and is a predicted model, not a curated record. Bases 3 to 839 code for a protein of 278 amino acids. Gene Ontology annotation, biological process: mitochondrial electron transport, ubiquinol to cytochrome c. The transcript is spliced from 4 exons.